CAGACCUGCCUCCUCGCAUGGACUUCCUUCCUCCAUCUAGCAGCUGAGGGCGCCACUAGCUGCACGGAGCAAGCUGCGCUGCAGAGGACUCGCUCAAUGGGCUCUCAGGCCUCUCUAGGAGAAGUAAGGCGAGUGCCGGUAAUCCAGAGAUCCGUCCACAGCUUCGCAUCUUCGUCGUCUGUCCCGCUUCUGGAGACAAACUAGUGUGACACUACGACGUCGUCUUCGUUUCCGUGAGUGUGCACGGCAAGUUUGGCGUCCUGUUGCUUUCUUCUAGCCUCUCAAGAGGAACGCUCCUGAUGCCGGCGGAAGCAGCACUCUGCAAAUGUUGUUGAUGUGUCCUUCGGUGUGUGAAGUACGAUAAGUGUGUGAAGAGGUUGGCGGCUUCUUGACAAAAGUGUAUCGUCGUGCCAUGUGAUCCGUGUGGUUAAGUUUCGCGAGUACGAAGGUGUGUUUUUCGAGGUGUGAUUUUGGUGCCCGUCGUGGACUUCGACGCCCCCUUGGAUAUUUUUCUUCGCCAGCGGGAACUUUAGACCGUCGGCGCAGCCAUGCGCUCCUACAAGUUCACGCUAAGGGACACACCAGCCCAGAUGUUGAUCAUCGUGGGUUGUCUUCUGUUGCGUACAGUGCAUGGUCAGCAGCAAUCAUUUCGGGUUCGACCGGAAGCCAAAGAAGUAAUAGAAGGCCAUACGAUUGAACUACGUUGUGAAGUUGCUAAUCAGGCCGGAGCCGUGCAGUGGAGCAAAGACGGCUUCGUAUUAGGAUUUAAUAGGAGUAUUCCAGGAUACCCAAGGUAUACCAUGAUCGGGGAUCCAGCGCAAGGUGUUCAUAAUAUAAGGAUAGAGAAUGCUACGCUAGAAGACGACGCGGAAUACCAGUGCCAGGUUGGACCAACCAGCGAUCACAAAGCCAUCCGUGCCGAUGCACGUCUCACCGUACUGCUUCCCCCAGCGUCUCUGACAAUCAAAGACCAUCCGAAUGGCAGCAGUGUCGAAGUGCGGCAGUCGGAAUCUGUGACGCUAACAUGUGUUGUAAGCCAAGCCAAGCCUGCUGCACAGCUCAAGUGGUUUCGAAAGAACGUCGAGCUCCGGCCAGAUAACGUACAGUACAGCGUCGAGGAUGGAGAAGGAGGCCGCCAGAACGCCAUCAGCAGCCUCACGUUGACGCCCCACCCGGACGAUAACGGCGUCACGUAUUCCUGCGAAGCCAUACAUUCGUCUUUAUCAAGGCCUAUCGUCACCUCUGUCAAGCUCGGAGUCUUCUUUCCGCCGGGACCUCCAGAGAUUCACGGCUACACGGAGGGUGAAACGAUCCGCAUGGGCGAUACGACGACGCUCCGGUGCAUUUCAAGGGGCGGAAACCCCCUGGCACAACUCGUCUGGUACAGGAACAACGAAGAGCGCUCCGUGGACAGUUCUUACACCACCAGCGGCAGGGAAUCCAUCAAUACGCUCACGUUCGUGGCCAACUCCUCCGACAACAACGCGGUGUACCGCUGCGUCGCCUCCAACGUCGUCUCUCCGGAACCUAUGGCUGCCUCCGUCAAGCUUACCGUGCAGUUUGCUCCUUCCAAGGUGACCGUCCGAGGCCCCAAGGAGGCGAAAGCUGGCGACCAGAUCACCAUGCGCUGUAAGACGGAGCGCAGUAACCCCGCUGCACAGGUGUCCUGGGUGGUCGACGGCCGACCGUUCACUUCAGUUUCAACGGUAACAGCAGAUCCUAAAGGAGGCUGGGUAACCAGUUCCAACAUCACCGUCAACAUCACCGGACAGGAGAGGAACAUGAAAAUGUUUUCAUGCUACGCUGUAAACCAGGACUUGGGAGAUACGGUCGUCGAGACAGCUGCUGUCAGCAUUUUAUACGCGCCGGAUCCACCUCGCAUAUUCGGCUACACGGAGGGCACACCCAUUCGCGCUAAGACACUCCAGCAUAUCACAUGCGUCACAAAUGGCGGAAACCCUCUCCCCACUCUACAGUGGUACAAAGGCAGUACUCAGGUGAACUCGACGUCCAAAAUCAAUGGCAACGCAGUCUCCUCAGAGGUCGCCAUUAUUGCUCAAGACUCGGACAACGGUGCCGAAUACCGCUGUGAAGCAUCUAAUGCUGCCACCAAGAAACCGCUGAAGACGGCAAUCAAGCUUACGGUUUACUUUCCUCCAACAGCAGUGACCAUCAAGGUGAAACCACGCAGGCCACGUUCGGGACAAAGGAUGACCCUGACGUGCGAGACGGGUUCCAGUCACCCACAGUCGACCAUAACAUGGUGGAAGGACGGCCUGCAGUUGUCAGGAGGCGUGGACGACGUCGUGGUCGACGCACCGUACGGCGGCAAAGCGGCGAAGAAUGUGUUCGUUGUUAACGUCACCGCGGACGAUGAUCGAGCAAAUUACAUGUGCCAAGCGACGAACAAGGCGCUUCAACUGAGCGUGCAUGAUUCUGUCACAUUGGACGUCACCUACAAACCCGAGUUUUACAACGCACCGCUGGAACGCUUCGAUAUCGUCGAAGGCGAAUCACUCGUGAUCAACCUGACGGCUCGUGCAAACCCUCCCUCAGUGACAUACACUUGGACGAAGGACGACCAGAAGGUCCUCACGAAGCAACCUGCCGGAGAACCUCCAGCCACUGUACUGUCUAGCGGGUCACUACUUAACCUGACCAACGUGGUACGCAGUGACGGUGGCGUCUACUAUUGUGAAGCCCAAAACAACGAGGGUUCUGCAAAAACGUCCAUUCUUAUCAACAUUCAAUAUGGUUCCACUAUCGUACGGAUAACGGAGUCUGUGAUCGUGGACGCCGGCUCGAACGCCCAACUCGAAUGCGAGGUGGACGCCAAGCCGUUCGACAGCGAAACAGUCUCCUGGCGUCGGACGGGGUACGACAUGGCUCGAACCCGUAGCGCCAUAGAGGACCGACGAUCCUACCUGACUGUGUAUAACGUGUCACGCGAGGACUCCGGGAAAUUUGAGUGCGUUGCUCACAACGGCAUCGGAGGGGAAGUGGUUAAGGUGGCGAAUCUCAUCGUCAAAUUUCGGCCGGAGAUCGAUCGAGGUGCUGACCAGCUGAAGGCCGCAGGCAAAGAGGGAGCCAGUGCGGAACUCGUGUGCCGGGCUCAGGCCGCCCCCAACGCCACGUUCUCGUGGUCCCGGGAAGGCGUCGCCAUCACUGUCGACUCCCGCCCGGAGAAAUACGAUAUAGCCGUUGCUCAGACGGGGUUGCUGUCCUUCGAGAGUACACUCAUAGUGAAGAAUAUCCGCUCCUCGGACUACGGUCCUUACGAAUGCGUCGCUCGUAACGAACUUGGAUUCGACAGCGCAAAAGUUCACCUGGACACUGUCAGUGCACCUGACCCGCCACUGCAGAUGUCUGUUGUAAACGCCACCUACAAUACACUGACCGUCGUCUGGCGUCCUGGAUUUGACGGCGGACUUCCACAGUCUUUUCGCAUUCGUUUCCGUGUCGCAGAUUCAAAUGAAGGCUACCACUAUCAGGAUAUCCUCUUCCCCAACGCAACUAUGCACACAGUUGGUGGGUUGCUCCAGAACACAGAGUAUACGCUUAGCAUAAUGGCCUUCAACGACUGGGGACAAGGCCAAUACCUCAAAGAUAUUAUCAAGGGGAAAACAACAGAUGACGCUCCCGCCGCUCCAAAGCAACACGUGGAGCCUCCUGCGAAAAUCGACAUCCCAAAGAUUAUCAUCACGAGCGUAUCAGUCGUGGGAACGUCUCUACUCCUCCUCAACAUCGUCCUCGUUAUUUGCUUCGUGAGAAAACGAAGAAAGAAGCGGCUCGAAGAAGAAGAGAGUGACCAGUCCAGUAAAACAGCCACGAUCGAGAUGUACGCGCCGAGCAGCUACAAUGAAACCAUGAACGGCGAGACGGUCAGUUCCACAUCCGAAAAAAGCGAGGCCUACUCAAACGAGCACAGUGCGGAAUAUUCGGAGGAAUCGAGCAAACCCGCCGCGACGACGUACCUCAUCGAUCAAGGCAGCGACACCUACGUACCUGACGGUUCCCUGCAUUAUGCUCCUUACAACCGCUACAGUGACGAAGUGGUCCCGUCAGUGGCAGCAACGGCAGCGGGCAACGAGAGUAUCGAUCGGCGGAUGCUGCCCAACCGGCGAGUACACUACGAGGGCGAUGCAGACUACUACAGCGAUGCGCUGCGCAGGAAUGCCUACAACCAGAAGCUGGGAGAUAAGGUAGCGUACGGCAAAGUUUCCGGCGGAGGCCCAGCUCCUCCUCCACCUCCCGGCCGAACAUCGGCAAGCGGAUUAGACACCGUGUACAACAUCAACACGGAGCAGCAGCGGUACGUCCCUUUCCCCGUGUCCGGCAGUAACGUGGCCGUACACCACCAGACCGACUUGAGCGGUCAACCCGUCCUGUCCACCUUCAGUCCAUCGUCCAACGCCUCCAUGUCUCCAGUUUUGGCAUCCAUGCACAAUUAUGGACCUCCCCUCGUGGAUGGCCCCGGCGAAAUGGACGGACAUCUCGUCUGACAUUCAACCGUCGUCUAACAACUCGGCAAACCUAGGCCGAAGGGGAAUUCGACCCGUGCCGUGGACACACAAGGAGUCAUAGCUUGUGAGCGCAUUCAAGCUUGCCGCCCAUCGCCGGCCCGCCGAUAGCGCGGCUGGCCAUUCAAGCUGGACGAGACGGAUAAAAGCCUAACUGCAAAUGUCAUGGCAACGCAAACGCGAAUGGUUUUUCCACUCUAAAAUUGUAUUAAAAAAAAAAAAGUCGUACACCUCGCUGGGGAAUGUUCACACGGGGAACAUUACUCAUUUUAUACUAAAAUGCGAAUACUGUACUAACCUCGAGAGUAUUCACACAAUGGGAAAGGGAAAAUUGAACUACUUAUUCGUAUCAUAAUGUCUUUAAUCGCUUCGAAAUGUAAACCCUUCUCUACUAAACUUAUGUUUCUUUCGUUGCAAUGCCUUUGCGGUUUGCUGUUUUGCAAAAGGUCGUACACUAAUGCGGCAACAAUGCGCCACACAGAGCUGUCUACGAUGGAUGAGUCCGAAUUAGAACGCCACUUGUAGUCGAACGGCCACCUACUGUGAACUAGAGACUUCUACUUUCAAAGUGCCAGUGUACUUGAGAAAGCGACGACGGACUGUGCAACGUUCGCCUUCUCAAAUCUACGGGACAACUAUACUCAAAUGCGAGACUUCAGGGCUUUACAAUGUGCUCAAUCUUCACGACGGUGCAGUCUUUAUAGAGACGUCAUGUGAACAGCAGUGUACAGACAACCUCCGCUGUGCCUUAUAACGAGGGGCAGGGACCUUUCUUGUGAACUUGUGUGGUUGGUUAUGCAAUGAACUUGCAUGCGUGCUACGUGCUCACUUAUGUACAUGUGUUUGUGUAAGAAGUGUGGUUGUUUUGAAAGCAGUGAGAUUCGCUUGCGAGAGCUAACUUAUGAUUCUACGGCGUGGUGUUGCGAGUCGCAGCACUUGGACUGGCAUGUGCGGUUGUACUUACUAUAGCUUGUCGUAAUUUUUUUUUUCGACGCAUAUUUCAGAAAGCAUUACGUUUUGUACAGUAAUAGAGCGUUUGCGUGUCAGAAACUUAUGUGAGCUUUUUUUGCAAUGAAUGAACGGCGGCCGUCAUUACUGUAACUUCACCCAAUUCACAUGAAGCGAUCAUGUUUUUUCAUAUUGUCUAGUCAGAGCAAAUCGCCAAAGACGCCAAAAUAUCUCACCAGGCAUCUGCUCCAGCUCUGACUGUUGUCGGAGUUGAGAAAUUGACUUCCACUGAAUAUCUAAUAUGGCUGAUGCAGCUUGUAAAUUUCUGACAAUUACGAUGGAGAAUUGUAGUGAAAUAUUUUGCACUUCUGCAAGAAACCAGUACGAUGUUCCAGUUCACAACUUGUAUUUAUUUAAUAACGUUAUUGAUCCGCACACUUGCGUUGAGGUUUCAGCUGCAAAUCCGGUAUGACGCGGCAGUGACAUCUUGAGUACAAUACUCUACUGUACAUAACCUGUAAAACUCCGGAGCAGGUGGCAAUAUUGUGCAUUUUUCGCUUUUGUUUGGUGCUUUUUCCACGAAGAACAUGUUUUUUUUUCUUUGUUCGUUUGUUUCUGCUACGAAAAAUACUGAAUACAGCAGGAACCUAGUCUUACGACUGUCACCAAAGGACCAAUAGGUUUACAUUGCCAGCUGAACUGCAGCUAUGUGUCGCUUCAGUGUUUCAUUUUACUGUUGUUUGACUUGCAGGAAAACAUUCAUGCAGUAAUGCCUUUCACUGUUUGCCCCCUUUUGUUUAGUUUCUUUUUGUAUUUAUCCUUUCUUCUGUCCCCGUUUGUUCGUUUCAUCUGAGAUAAAGGCCGGUCGUUCCAAGAUAAAGAAUCUGAUAUCUGCAUCAGUGUAAACUGGUGUUAAUCUACCACAUGAGCUGUACAGCAAUACACGUUAAUAAAAACGCUAGUUCUCUUG
Molecule: messenger RNA, 6438 nt
Organism: Ornithodoros turicata
Lineage: Eukaryota; Metazoa; Arthropoda; Arachnida; Ixodida; Argasidae
Gene: sns
Product: nephrin-like
Exons: 22
Coding region: 549-4502 (1317 amino acids)
Biological process (GO): cell-cell adhesion
Cellular component (GO): cell-cell junction; plasma membrane
Molecular function (GO): cell adhesion molecule binding
Source: RefSeq, a predicted model, not a curated record